This is a messenger RNA of Pseudomassariella vexata, 1240 nucleotides long. RefSeq names its product NUDIX hydrolase domain-like protein. The transcript has a single exon. The record is from RefSeq and is a predicted model, not a curated record. Lineage: Eukaryota; Fungi; Ascomycota; Sordariomycetes; Amphisphaeriales; Pseudomassariaceae. The coding region runs from base 384 to 980 and encodes 198 amino acids.
CAUCAAGGCAGGCAAACAUAUUCGUGGAUAUUAUUUAAUCUUGUCAGUUCGCAUAACCUCGUUCGUGCCUGCACCUUUGGUGAGUUGUCAAUCGGCAGGCGUAGUCCAAGUAUGUGACGAUGCACACAUCCACCAUCAUACCCGCUUGAAUCGCAAAACAACCUUGAUUCACUAGCCUCGAGUUGCUCCUACCUGUGUCAGAAGUGGAUUUGAACCACUCAACCCAUUGAAUGUAAUCUAAGCACAAAUCAACAACCUCAACUGUGACAACAACCUGGACCCCCAUAAUAUUAGCUUACCCCUUUACCAAAAGGCAAAACCACUACUCUCGUGCCGAAAUCCAAAUCAAAACCACCGCAAUCGACCUCUCGAACACAACCAAAAUGACCGAUCUACCCAACCAAAUCACGAUUCCGGCCUCCCUCGCCACCUAUCAAAUCUCUCCCACCGCCUACAUCACCCAGCACGAAGACAAAAUCACCCACCUAGUCGCCGGCGCUAUUGUAUUCCACAACUCGCGCAUCCUACUCAUUCAGCGCAGCCGGCAGGAGAUCUACGAGCCCCUCAAAUGGGAAGUCCCCGGAGGCAGUUGCGAACCCACGGACGAGACCAUCAUCGCCAGCGCCGUGCGGGAGCUCUGGGAAGAAGCUGGACUUAUCGCGACGGCCAUGAUAGACGUCGUAGAGGAUGGGCACGAUUGGGUUGAUGAAUGGGGCGGUUGGAGAAAGAUUACCUUUGUGUUCGAGGUGGAGAAGACUAGGGGUGUUGCAAAGGGAGGAUUGGAAGAGGUGGAGGAGGCGCCCGAGGUGAAACUUGACCCGACCGAGCAUGGUGAUUUUACUUGGGUCACAGAGGAGGAGGUGAAGGAGGGGAGGAAGGGGUGGAGGGUGUUUAGCUGGAUUAGUGAGGAGCAGAAACAGACUAUCUUGGAUGCGUUCGAGUUGUUGAGGGAGGGCAGGAGGGUUAUGAAGGCUUCUUGAGCGAGGGGUCUAUAAGGGUAUGGAGGAAAGGACAGGGAGGGAUGAGCUUUGCUUCGCACACAUGGUCAUUGUGUGAUGGACAUCAUGCAUACAUUGCAUUUCGAAUAUCCUGCUACGACCCCAAGGUCAUCAUCGAGUGAUAUUCUCCUGCUCCACUUCCUCCGUUACACUCUCGACGCUUCCACUUUUUUCGCUCAUUAGAUCUAGCAGACGUAGAGUGGUCUGGGGAGUUCACUCUGCUUGUUAUCACGAUUCUAUGC